Molecule: messenger RNA, 2271 nt
Organism: Nematostella vectensis (starlet sea anemone)
Lineage: Eukaryota; Metazoa; Cnidaria; Anthozoa; Actiniaria; Edwardsiidae
Product: glutamate receptor 2-like
Exons: 2
Coding region: 1059-2270 (403 amino acids)
Biological process (GO): synaptic transmission, glutamatergic; modulation of chemical synaptic transmission; monoatomic ion transport
Cellular component (GO): plasma membrane; postsynaptic membrane
Molecular function (GO): transmitter-gated monoatomic ion channel activity involved in regulation of postsynaptic membrane potential; glutamate-gated receptor activity
Source: RefSeq, a predicted model, not a curated record
GUGCGACUGCAGGGUUUCAAGCGUUGCAAAAAUGUUCGCCCUCAGUAAUUUGGUGUUUCUGCUAUUAUCGAUGCAGCAAGAACAACCGAGAACAUACAUUAUCCUCAGCGAUGAAUAUUUUCCAGCUCAAAAUAUAUCGAGUAGUUUCCCCAACACUCAGGUUAACAUUAACAUAAUCUCGGCGAAAAAAGCAAAUUUUGUCAAUUACUUGGAAGUGUUUUGUGGAAACCACAAAGAUACUUUUAUAAUUGGAUGUCUUCAAAGCCAACUUGAUCACUUAUUUGUGGAAUUGGCUCGAGGUUUCUCGAUGCCAUUUAUCUGUGUUGGAGACACGCUCACCAAAACAAGCCUUCAGGCUCAACCAUACGUCACACUCGGCGCUUCGCCUGUCGCGGUGUCCAGCAUUAUCUCGCAAAUGGCGGACAUUUCUUCAGCUACGCAUGUAUUUCUUCUCGGGACUCGGACCCAGACAAACAGCAUCCUACCUGAGCUGCUGUCGACAAAGUUAACUAUUAACAUUACCUACUCGGCCAUCGCUGGAGAUUUUGAAAACAAUCUAAACAAUGCCCUCCAAAAGAUUGAUUCUAACAAAGAUUUUGUGCUAGUUGUGUUCCUCGAGAGCUCUAUUAUAGAUAGAGCCUUGAGGGACGCCAUAUACAAUUUUCAUUCACUCGUGAAGACUGUUAUAGUCGGCGACGGGAGUGAGGAAAGACUGGAGCUGGAUUCCAAAAGAAGCGAUGUUCUACUUAUCAAAAUGGAAGGUUACAUGGACGUUCUAACAAGCGAUGCGAUAAGACUAACGGAUGCAACGGUGAAAAAGUCCUCGAAUAACAAGACGCACGAUUGCUUUUCUGGAACGGAUCAAGACAAUUUGUCAUUAUUUAAUCGGUGAGUCAUUACUCGACAUUACCCUCGUUUUCACCUUAAUGCAUGUUCUCAUUGGUUGCCGAAUCGUUAGAAGUAGGCAGGCAGAACGCUGUUGUAGAUAUACUACGGCGAACCGACAAGGGCUGUUGGCAAACUAACCAGGGUUGUCGGGGAACUGGUUUGUCGGCAAAAUGACCACAAUUCGUUUUACUCGCCAUAUUCGAAUAGCCUGUACAGUUUGGCAUCAAGUUCUCUAUUAUAAUCUUAGAGAGGGCCUGCAAUUCCGCACAAUGUUUUCGAAAAUAUCGCAAUAUAUUUUCAUGUUUGUUACACAUUAUACCGCAACACAACACACAACAACAGAUCGACACCUGCACAACGUCAUAAUCACCAUCAUCAUUUAUUUAGCUAUUAUUUCAAAUAGCUUUGAGGGCGCCGAGAAACUACUUAAACAAAUCAACAUUCAGCUUUCACCUGUUGGAGAUCAAGCAAACACGGAAUUCAUAAUAAAUAAGUUGUUGCCAUUCGGCCAAGGUGUCGAAAAUGUCGGCAUGGUGGCCGGUGGCAAAGUAGAGAUGUUUGAUAACCUGCUGAGGCCAAAGCUGAAGUGCAAGGAUCCAAAUGCACUCUGUGUUGUCGUAAUACUGGACGUACUUUGCUAUAAAAGCGUUUAUGAAGUUGAGUCAUCCAAGGAGUGCAUCCUAUCGCAUAUGUGUACAAUGUUCAGCCACGAGAUGGAUGACGAUAAUGCGACAAUAACUCGAGCAAAGCAUUUCUGCUGCAAAGGAUUUGUUAUUGAUAUUCUCAUAAGCUUGGAGAGGGACUUGGACUUUAAGGCUGAAGUCUACAUUGUCGAAGACGGAAAAUAUGGUGUUUAUGACAGGAAUUCGAAAAGGUGGUAUGGAAUGAUCGGGGAUUUAAUUGACGGCAAGGCUGAGCUUGCUCUCACUAGUUUAGAAUUGUCUCUUGCGAGGGAAGAAGUGGUUGAUUUUUCGAAUGUCCCUUUUAUAUAUCACGACCGAGUCAUCGUGAUGGCUGUAAAAAGUUCUUAUACGUCGCACGACUGGUUCGGGUUCACGAAGCCGUUCAGUACUUCCUUAUGGAUCACAUUUGGAGCUGCAAGUGUUAUUCUGGUCAUUGUCGUUUGGAUCAUCGACAAGUACAGUCCCUAUGGCCACAAGCAUCACUUCCAAGUGUUUACUCUGCGCGACAGUUUCUCGUAUCUCUCCAGCACCGUGUUUAAGAUCAACCUGGACGACGUGACAGCGGGCACGCCCCAGUGCAAGGUUUACCUAUGCCGUGUUCUCCUUUGGGACUCUGGUUUUAAUUUCUACCUACAUCGCAAAUCUAACGGUGUCCUUGAUGGAAGUAAAAGUUACAUUUCCAAUAACGGGUAUACGUGAU